AUCAGAAGGAAGUGGGCGGGGUAAGCCUGGUGUCCUCUGGAGAGUAGAAGACAAAAGAUACUAUAUAGCAGCAUCCUUUAGGAAAUUCCACAGUGUGAGCAAUGCAGAUUUACUUGUCUCGCCUCCUCCUGAUGGUAACCCGGACUGCCUUGCGAGUUUCGGGUGUGAUGUUCUGGAUCUUGGUAUACACAGCCGCUCUCCUCUCUGCAGUCUCUUACAUUCCUGAUUUUAUGAGGCUAGUGGUUAGACGACCCUUCAGAUUCUUUUACUGGGCACCCCUUAAAACUGCCCCCCACUGCCUAAUGAGCAGUACGCAUGGGCAGCAUGGCUAUAUUAGAAUUAAGCAUUCAGGUAUUCGAUUCCAUUAUGUGGCAUCUGGAGACAAAGGAAGUCCAUUAAUGUUGCUCCUGCAUGGCUUCCCUGAGAACUGGUACUCCUGGAGAUACCAACUGGAUGAGUUCUGUAAUGGAUACAGGACAGUAGCUGUUGAUCUAAGAGGUUUUGGGAGUUCAGAUGCUCCCCCUGAUUUGCGGGAUUAUAAAAUAGAGACCCUGCUACAGGAUGUGCAAGAUCUGAUCUUAGGACUGGGUUACACUAGCUGUGUCCUAGUUGGCCAUGAUUGGGGUGGUACUCUCGCUUGGACCUUUUCAGUCCGUUACAGUCACAUGGUCACUCGUCUCAUCGUCAUGAAUGCACCUCAUCCGUCAGCAUUUCACGAUUAUGUGCUGCUGCAUCCUUCCCAGCUUUUUUUGUCUCGCUAUGUAUUCCUAUUCCAGUUGCCUAUUUUGCCUGAGAUCCUACUGUCUAUGUGUGACUUUGAGCACAUAAGGAGACCACUGACAGAUCCCACUCUAGGGAUACAGAAUAAAGAGCAAAAACUGAAUAAAGAAGAGACAGAUGCCUUUCUAUACUACAUUUCCCAGAAGGGAGCAUUGACUCCUCCACUUAACUAUUACAGGAACAUAUUUGGGUUCUUCCCGGUGAAAGCUCAGGAUGUCCUUGUGCCAACACUCCUACUGUGGGGGGAGAAUGAUGCCUUUUUAGAGGCUGACAUGGUGCCAGAAAUGAAACAGUACAUCCAUGCUCCCUUCCAGACUGCCAUUAUAUCCAAUGCCAGCCACUGGGUACAACAAGACCAACCACAAGAGGUCAACGGGAUCAUGAGACAGUUUUUAAACUGUGAUACAGAUGCCUUACAGUGGGCACACUAAACGAGACAUAUAUUGUGUGUGUGAUUAUAGGUGUGUGGGUCAUUAAGUAUAGUGCAUAUAAUAUUAUGAUGGACACUGACACUCACUUCUGUUUGCAGAUCAGUGUUUUGGUCUUGUGUUUGAAACAUUGAUCUGUAAAGUUAUACGACACCCAGUAGAGUGGUACAUAUUAACCGCCUGUGUAUUAAAACAAUGAUCGUGUUAACAAUGACUUACCAGGUACAUGCAGUUAGGUUAAGCAUGAGCUACUAAUGAUUUGACUUACUUGUACAUACAUUUAUCAUUUAUUGUGUCAAUGAGUGUAAUACCACUCGCACGUUAGUUGCACUAGUGUUCAAGGGCUCUUAGUGAAUGUAGACUCAAGUGAACAAUAUUUUCUGGGGAUUGCAUAGCUGGCUCUCUUCUUAUUUGAAGAAUGUCAGUAAAGUCUGGAGUUAUAUAAUGCAAUUUUUUGAACAUUUAAUUAAAAUGCAUCUGGCAAUUAAGGAUGCUUCCUUCAAAGCAGAUGAGAUGCCGUUGAGCCAUAGGGGUGUUAAGGAUUCUUUCAAUGGGAUCAUCCGCACAAGCUUGACUUAUGGCAAUCUGAAAGGCAAGGUUAGUGUUAAAACACAAACACUCAACCCUACCAUUUUAUUUCAAGCACUAUUGAGGCAAAAUAUAAUUAAUAAAUAAAUAAAACUAGAGGCCUUGUUAAGUUUCUGAUACCGAGAAUGUAUAGAUAAUGUCCAGAGCUGCAUUUCAGGGCAUAAUUAUUGCAUUAAUAACAUGCUUAUCUUGAGUAAUUAUCUACAGAUACAUAAGCUAUUUAUAUACAUUGACUAAUUUAUUAGAUGGGUUGAUUUUUUUGUGUGUACCAUUUGAUCUCCGUUCUAUAUGAUAUAUGUACUGUAAAAUGUAAUAUUGUUAACCUCUUGAGAACAAGGAACGGUAACCUCCUUGUCACAAAGAUACUACUGAUAUGUCAACUCUUCUGAAGUAUUUAAUAGAACAUGCUGAAGUAUUUUAUUGAUAUUUAGCAUUGUUCUUAAAGAUAGUCUGCUGGAUUGAUUUAUUGUUUUGUUUUUUAAUCAUGGAUACUUUGUUUCCACCACAGCACAUGUCAUAUUAAAUAGACUCUAUCAUGCAUAAAAUAACAAAGUCUAAUUGGAAAUUACCGUCCAGCAUUAACGUGUAACAGCAAAGGAACUAGAUCUUAAAGGGACACUAUAGCUACCAAAAACAACUUUAGCUUAAUGAAGCAGUUUUAGUGUAUAGAUCAUGCCCAUGCAGUCUCACUGCUCAGUUCUCUGCCAUUUAGGAGUUAAAUCACUUUUGUUUCUGUUUAUGCAGAGCUAUACACCAUGACUGAUUUAUUAAGCUAAAGCUGUCCUUGUGACUAUAGUGUCCCUGUAAGUAAAAAAAUUUUUUUUACGUUACUUGAUAUUCUGCCAUUUGGCUAUCACAAUUUCUUGAUAUAUUUGUUGAUUACAAAAGCUCUCUGUUAUGCUCUAUAUGACAUGGAGUCUCUGAAAUAUUUAGUCAGAAAAUGCAUACAUUAUUGAUAUGGAAAGAAAUAUCUGUCAUAGCCCAAUGGAUAUAAGCUAUAUAUAAUGCAUGCUAGAGGCUACAAUUUGGUGUGCAAUGCCAAACGAAGUUAAUAAGCACAAUAAAAUGCAGCUACUAUAAUAAAGGAAAUAAAAUGAAAGAAUAAUUCAAAAGAGAUGGAUACACACGGUAUGCCUUUCUUCUUGUGUACAUAGUAGGGCAUUGUGCAUCUGACCAUGUCUGCAAAUUCAUAUGUAUAUAUGAGAAAGAUCAUGGAUAAAAUAAUUGAUUUAUUGAAAAAUUGUUAUUUAGUCUCCGUGUAGGACUUCACCGUGAUUUGUAAGAAUUAAAAGGAGGACGGCAUGAUGGAUAAAUUGAUAUUAAAUGUACUCAUCAGCAAAUGUAUGUAUUUUUUGUUUUUAACAAAUUGAUUUUCAUUCUGUUAAAACAAGUCCAAAGUCUUAAAGGGAAAUGUAUGCACUGUAACUGCUGCUCAACCUAACUUGCCUGCCGCAGUGUUUGCUCUGUGUAAACCUGCAGGAGCAGGCAAGUUAGCUUGAGCUGGUCAGAUAAAAGUAGAGUCUGAAUGAACAAGGCUGCUCAGUUAGCUAAAA
Molecule: messenger RNA, 3349 nt
Organism: Pelobates fuscus (common spadefoot toad)
Lineage: Eukaryota; Metazoa; Chordata; Amphibia; Anura; Pelobatidae
Gene: EPHX3
Product: epoxide hydrolase 3
Exons: 8
Coding region: 102-1211 (369 amino acids)
Molecular function (GO): hydrolase activity
Source: RefSeq, a predicted model, not a curated record